UCACAAUUGUUACAGCACCUAGUACUAGACCAUGGAGCUUACUCUGAUCAUAAAAACAGUCUUGUCGAGCCUCCAGGAUGGUAGUAUACCGGCAUGCAUUAUUGGUGAAAUAGCAUUAAACUACUACAAUGUCCCACGAGUUGUCCACGACAUUGAAAUAUGCGUACCAAAAUCUCUGUUGCGAGAGGCUACAUCUAUUCUGUGUUCCACUGGAAGAUUUCGACUGGUGAAGAAGAAAGAAUACGACAUAUACGGGGAAUAUAAACGAGGAUUUCCUACUCUCAUGACGACAGACAAGGACCCUCUCGUCGUACUUUUUCCAGAUACAUAUUUCUUUCUCUGUCCGGUUUCCCAUAAUAUAGUGUCAUAUGAGGGAAUACCGCAUAUAGUCUACAGCCAUGAGAUUCUGGAUCUAGUACCUACGGAUGAAGUACAGCAACUUCCAAUGCCAUAUCUGGCGCCGUUUUUCGUCGGUUUGUGUCGGAGAUUUCUCGAGUCAAGGGAUGUUAUGGCUAGGAUUGCCGCAGAGCAGUUAGUGGAUGGGAUGCGCCUGGAUGAAGAGUGGGCGCAAAUUAAUCUGAGUGAAGCCUCGCCUGAAGUGAGGAAGUUGGCAACUAUGCUGAUUAGCCAAAGAUCAUCGAGGGACGAUGAAUACUUUGGAUCUGAAGAGCUUCAUGCCGCAGCAGGCUUCACAAAAGUCGUGGAUCUGCGGUUGAUACCUGGAUCUGGGUAUUCACAAUUGCAGAAUCCAUCAAUGUCUUCUCUUGAUUUCAAUGCUGUUUAGUACUAUCUUUUAUUUCUCCUCUCGACCCAUGCAUAUGUGUCUAGAAGGCCGUAUUCUAGGAUUCAACCACGGAAAUAACUCUGAAUCCAUUGGCACACUUUGUACGUACAAUAUACUGCGUGAUGGCUUGCUGAGGGCCCGUACUCAACCAAUGAAAGGCCGCAUAAGAAGAUCCCCUGCUGGUACAUAAGGAGGGGGUUAGCUGACGUGGCAUGAUAGUGACUUCAAGGGAACUUUCAAAAUCCGGU
Messenger RNA from Paecilomyces variotii, 1032 nucleotides. RefSeq lists its product as hypothetical. NCBI's taxonomy places the organism in Eukaryota, Fungi, Ascomycota, Eurotiomycetes, Eurotiales, Thermoascaceae. The record is from RefSeq and is a predicted model, not a curated record. The transcript has 2 exons. The coding region runs from base 32 to 784 and encodes 250 amino acids.